Molecule: messenger RNA, 725 nt
Organism: Drosophila guanche
Lineage: Eukaryota; Metazoa; Arthropoda; Insecta; Diptera; Drosophilidae
Product: sphingolipid delta(4)-desaturase DES1-like
Biological process (GO): ceramide biosynthetic process
Molecular function (GO): sphingolipid delta-4 desaturase activity
Source: RefSeq, a predicted model, not a curated record
UCCACGAGAUAUCGCACAAUCUCGCCUUUGAACACAGCCGUCCCUUUCACAAUCGCAUGCUGGGAUUCGUUUGCAAUCCCAAUCCCGUCUGGCCUACCCAUGAGCAUAUCGUUCAAGAAACACCACCUCGAACAUCAUCGUUACCAAGGCGACGAGGCAAUCGAUACGGAUAUACCCACACUACUGGAGGCACGACUCUUUAAAACCACUUUUGGAAAAUUCCUUUGGGUCUGCCUGCAGCCGUUCUUCUAUAUAUUCCGUCCGUUGAUUAUUAACCCGAAGCCACCGACACGCCUGAAGAUCAUCAAUACCGUUGUCCAGCUGACGUUCAACGCUUUGAUUGUUUACUUUUUGGGUUGGAAGCCCUUGGACUAUCUGCUGAUUGGUUCCAUUCUGGCGACGGGUCUGCAUCCGAGGGCGGGUCACUUUAUUUCAGAGCACUACAUGUUCGACAAGGGCUUCGAGACGUACUCGUACUAUGACCCUCUGAAUUGGAUUACUUUCAAUGUGGGGUACCACAACGAGCAUCAUGAUUUUCCCGCUGUACCCGGCUCUCGUCUGCCAGAGGAGCGCAUUGCCCCGGAAUUCUACGAGACAAUGCCGCAGCACACCAGCUGGAGCCGUGUGCUGUACGACUUCAUCAUGGAUCCCGCUGUGGGUCCCUUUGCCCGGGUGAAGCGUCGUCAGCGUGGACUGGCCUCCUAAACUGUACCUAUUUUGGGUUU